This is a messenger RNA of Penicillium olsonii, 6657 nucleotides long. The record is from the annotation of a GenBank genome assembly. Lineage: Eukaryota; Fungi; Ascomycota; Eurotiomycetes; Eurotiales; Aspergillaceae.
AUGACCAACACGAGCGGCGCGGAUUCAGCGGCGCCUCGCCAGGAACACGAUACCCCCCAGCCUAUUGCCAUCAUUGGGUAUGCCUGCCGACUGCCAGGCCAAGUCACAUCUCCCUCAGACCUAUGGGAACUAUGUACUCGAGCCCGAAGUGGAUGGUCACCAAUCCCGAAGGACCGAUUCUCUGUUGACGCAUUCCACCACCCUAACCCGUCCAAGGUUGGAUGCUUCAACCCGAAGGGAGGCUACUUCCUAGACGAGGAUCUUGCCCGCUUCGAUGCGCCCUUCUUCAAUCUUUCUGUCCAGGAAGCUACUUCCAUGGACCCCCAGCAGCGCAUGUUGUUAGAAUGUUCGUACGAAGCCUUGGAGAGUGCUGGCAUUCCCAAGGAGAGACUUGCUCGUCGAAAGAUUGGUGUCUUCGCCGGAAGCAACUUUUCCGACUAUGAACUAAACAAUGUUCGUGAUAUGGAUACAAUUCCUAUGUAUCAAGCUACUGGCUGUGCGCCUUCCCUCCAAUCCAACCGCCUCUCCUACUUCUUCGAUCUCCGGGGACCAAGUAUCACAGUGGACACAGCUUGCUCUUCCUCUCUUGUUGCACUUCACUACGCAGUUCAAAGUAUGCGAAAUGGAGAGGCAGAGGAAGCUCUUGUCGUUGGUUGCCACCUCAAUCUUGUGCCCGAUCUUUUUGUCUCAACGUCCAUGUCACAGCUGCUUAAUGACGAUGGCAAAACAUUCUCCUUUGAUGAAAGAGCAAACUCCGGGUUUGCGCGAGGUGAAGGCGCUGGCGUCGUCAUCCUCAAACCUCUCGAUGCCGCCCUGCGUGACAAGGAUCCUGUCCGAGCUGUGAUUGCCAACUCAGGCGUCAACCAGGAUGGUCGCACAAAGGGCAUCACUUUGCCCAAUGGACAAGCCCAGGAGGAGCUUAUUCGACGAGUCUACAGAGACGCCAAUCUCAACCCCGAAGACUGCGGCUUCGCCGAAAUGCACGGUACCGGAACCAAGGCUGGUGACCCCAUCGAAGCUGCCGCGGUACAUGCAGCUCUCGGAGGAGGCCGAACUCCAAGAAAUCCGCUGUAUAUUGGAUCAGUCAAAUCUAAUAUUGGCCAUUUGGAAGGUGCCAGUGGUAUCAUUGCUAUUAUCAAGGCUGCCAUGAUGCUCGAAAAAGAGCUUAUGCUUCCAAAUGCUGAGUUUAAGAAGCCAAAUCCCAACAUUCCACUUAAUGAGUGGAAUAUGAAGGUUUUAACGACAACUCGACCCUGGCCUGCCCGCAAGAACUACGCGAGUGUUUCCAACUAUGGGUUCGGUGGAACCAAUGCACAUGUGGUUCUCGCAAAGGCGCCCCUUAGCUCCAAGGCGCCCGAUUCGGCCGUCGAGGAUGUCGAAGUUGAUCCGAAAGUCAAGCUGUUCUUGAUUUCCGCCAAUGAUAAGGAGUCCUUGCGAAAUAGGAUCAAGGAUUUCGGUAUUUACUUUGAACAACACCCUGAAGUAUUCGAGAAGUCUCUCUUUGCCAACUUCGCCUAUACUGUUGGAAACAAGAUGUCGCAACUGUCUUAUCGUGUCGGCAUCCCCGCCAGUUCUCUCGAUGAGCUCGGUAUUCGUCUUGCUCAGCUCAAGAUCAACCCUCUGCGCGUCCUCGGAGCCCCAAUCUACUCGUUUGUCUUCACAGGACAAGGCGCUCAAUGGGCACAGAUGGGUAUGCCACUCAUGGAAGACUACCCAAUCUUCAAGUCGGCCAUCACACGAGCCGACAAGUGCUUGAGAGACCUCGGUGCUGAUUUCUCACUUAUUGAGGAGCUGAAGAAAGACAAUGCCACUUCUGACAUCAACUCUCCUCAUCUGAGCCAGCCUGCUUGUACAGCACUUCAAAUCGCGCUUGUGGAUCUCCUGGCAUCCUGGGACAUUCACCCAUCCUCCGUUGUUGGUCACAGCUCUGGUGAGAUCAGUGCGGCAUAUGCUGCAGGUAUUUAUGAUUUGGAAGGAGCUAUGGCUUUAGCAUACCGUCGAGGCCAAAUGACCUCUUUGCUCAAGGCCAGGUUCCCAGCCCUGAAGGGUACCAUGAUUGCAGUGGGAGCUAGCCGUGAGGCUGUUCAACCUAUGCUGAAGACUCUGUCUGCAUACGCUACUGUCGCCUGUGUCAAUAGCCCUUCCAGUGUGACAGUCUCGGGAGACGAGACGGCAAUCGAUGAACUGGAACAGAUUCUACAAGAAAAUCAACUCUUCAACCGAAAGUUGAAGAUCGAUGUUGCCUACCACUCUGAUCACAUGAAGAAUGUUGCAGAGGCAUAUCUUGAGGCAAUCCAGUCCAUCCUGCCCUCCUCCACGGGAACAUCUGCCUUCUAUUCAUCGGUGUUUGGUCGUCUUGCAGAGCCGGCUGAGCUGGGCCCUGCAUACUGGGUUGCCAAUCUGACCUCCCCAGUAUUGUUCCCUGAUGCGCUGAGCAAGAUCGUGUCAGAUGAUGAGACAAGACCAAACCUGUUUGUGGAACUCGGUCCGCACUCUGCAAUGAAGGGCCCUAUCUUGGAUACACUGAAGAGUCUGGGUCCCACGGUCUCCAAAAUUGGAUACACUCCUACCAUCCUUCGCAAUGUUGAGGCGGCCGAAGCAAUUUUGUCGACUGCUGCCGCUGCUUACACGCGUGGAGCAUCUUUGAACAUGACAGAAAUCAAUUUCCCCAAGACUGGCGCGGUAAACCGCUAUUUCUUGAGCAAUCUGCCUCGUUACCCUUGGCAGCACGGUACCCGCUAUUGGCAUGAUGGUAGAAUGGCCCGGAAGCACCUCUUCAGAGACUGUGCUAGGAACGAUGUUCUGGGAGUCCUCGCGAAUUACUCGAAUGAUCUGGAGCCUACAUGGCGAAACAUCGUUCGAUUGGAUGAGAUUCCAUAUCUUCGCGACCAUAAGAUGCAGGGAAUGGCGGUUUAUCCCCUCGCGGGUUAUUUGGUAAUGGCAAUCGAGGCUGCGCGGAGACGUGCAGAGCAACUUGACCUCCAAAUCUCGCAAUUUGAGUUGCGUGAAGUCAUUGUAGGCGCAGCCCUGGUGCUCACCGACGACACGGAUGCGGAAACCACAAUCACGCUUCGACCUUACACUGAAGGCACGCGUGGAUCAUCCGAUGUCUGGGAUGAGUUCCGCGUCUGUUCGUGGACUACAAAGCGUGGAUGGACAGAGCACUGUACUGGUCAAAUACGAGUUCGUUCAGACCCAAAGCAACAGGCGGCUUCAAUCGCAAGUCCCUUCGAAACUCAGCUCAAUUACACCAAAGCUCAAAUCGCCAAGAUCCAAGCCGCUGCUACAAAUCGCACAGAGGUCCAGCACAUGUACCAGGUUCUGAGUGACCUAGGAGCCGGAUACGGGCCCAUCUUCCAGCCUCUCGAGAACUGCUAUGCAAGCCCGCAUCACUCACUCUCCGAUCUAUAUGUCAGAGACACAGCUAGUGUCAUGCCGAAGAACUUCGAGCCUUCACUCACCGUGCACCCCUCAUUCCUCGAUGGACUACUUCAUCUAGUAUGGCCAAUUCUUGGCCAGGGUCUGGGCCGCAUGGAUUUGGACACGCUUUACAUGCCAACCAUGAUCAAGCGCGUCACAGUUAAUAUCAAUGUUCCAACGAAGGCCGGUGAAUUCGCCAAAGCCUACUGCAACGGCAGCCCUAGCUUGCCUUCACCCGAGCCCACCAAGUUUGAUCUUUUCGCUACGCAGGAAGGAUCUGCCGAGCCCUUGAUCUACAUGGAGGGACUCAUUAUGACACCCCUCAGAGACGCUGACCCUCGCCGUGGGGAUGUCCGCAAGAUUUGCUACAAGCUUGACUGGCAUUCUUUGGAUAAAGUCAAUAGUCCAAGCGAGGCAGAUGAUCAGGAGCCCUCUGAGCCAGCGCAAGUGAAUGGCACCUCUCAAACAAACGGCGAUGCAGCCGCGCACGACAAGGCGGAAAGCAAUGGCCACGAGCAUGCAAGUGUGGAAGCCAUCAAAUCCAAGCGUGAUAUCAUUAUUUCCCACUUUGGUGAACCCGAUGGCAUCGCCGAUCGCCUGAGUCAGGCGCUGUCGAAGACGACGAGCUGGCAGCCUUCUGUGAACUCAUUCAGCGAGACUGACUUCAAUCACAAGCAUUUUCUUCUGCUACAAACUGGUGAUAGUUCGCUUCGCAACAUCACUGAGGAUGUCUUCGACAGUCUCAAGAAGGCCUUGCUCAAUGCUCAAACUGUGCUCUGGGUCUAUCGAACUGACUCUCCUGAUGGCCAAAUGAGUGUUGGUUUGGCACGUACUCUGCGCUCGGAGACUCUGGCUAAGAUUGCUACUGUUGGAAUCGCUGCCGCAGACCUCGGUGCCCCUGAGACGCCAAUUCAGGCAGCAAUUGACGCCUUAUGGCCGUCUGAUGGAGCCGAGCCAUCAAAAGACUUUGAAUUCAAGGCCAAAGGCUCAGAGCUGUCUGUUCAACGUCUGGUUGAGGACAAAGCUGCUAAUAGCUUUGUUCACAACGAGACAAAUGAGGUUGUCAUCUCCACCCAGCCAUUUGUUCAGCCUGGGCGGCGUUUCAAGCUUGAGAUCGGCCAUUUGGGCGCUCUGGACUCUCUUUACUUUGUUGAUGACAGUCCACCACCCUUGGGCGAGAACCAGAUCGAGCUUGAAGUCAAGGCAACCGGUCUCAAUUUCAAGGAUAUUGUGGUCACCAUGGGCCAGCUUGCCCAGCCUUAUAUUGGAAUCGAGUGCAGUGGUAUUGUCUCCAGUGUGGGCUCAAAUGUGACAGACAUCAAGGUUGGACAAAGAGUCAUGGCCUUCCCAGAAGGCAGUUUCUCGACAUAUGCUCGCUGCGCUGCCACCAGUGCCACCGAGAUUCCUGCAGAUAUGACAUUCGAGGUUGCUGCCACCGUUCCUGUCGUGUUCAGCACAGCAUACUACUCACUGUUUGACCUUGGUCAGCUUCAACCCGGCGAGCGUGUUUUGAUCCAUGCUGGUGCUGGUGGUGUCGGCCAGGCUGCUAUCAUGGUGGCUCAAAUGAUCGGUGCGGACAUUUUUGUCACGGUCGGCAGUGUCGAAAAGAAGCAAUUCCUCAUGACCCAGUACGGAAUACCAGAAGACCGUAUUUUCUACAGUCGUGAUGCUUCAUUUGCUCGCGGUAUCCGCAGAGCAACUGGCGAGGCAGGUGUGGACGUUGUGGUCAAUUCAUUGGCAGGAGAUCUCCUGCGUGAGACUUGGGAGACUCUGGCUCCAUUCGGUCGCUUCAUUGAAAUUGGAAAGGCCGAUAUCACCAAGAACACUCGUCUUGACAUGCAACCUUUUGAAUACAAUGUUACUUUCUCAUCGGUUGACAUGACCAAGGUCGCCAAGUUCAAGCCACAGCUCAUGAAGCGCCUUUUGGCAGAUGUCUCUCGAUUGCUCACUGAGGGUCACGUUCAUCCCAUCUUGCCCAUUUCAGUUUACCCUAUCUCCGACAUUGAGAAGGCGUUCCGCACCCUGCAGACGGGUAAGAGCAAGGGCAAAAUCGUUGUUGUUCCCCGUGAGGGUGACCAAGUCCAGGCUGUGGCUCCUAAGACUAGUGCGACUUUGCUUCGCUCAGAUGCGUCGUACAUUCUGAUUGGUGGCACUGGUGGCCUGGGUCGAAGCAUGGCCAAGUGGAUGGCCUUGAAGGGCGCGAAGAACAUUGUUCUCGUGUCUCGUCGAGCCGCGAUCAAUGACAAGGUGCAAGCUUUGAUUGAUAACUUGGCUCCCUUGGGAGUGAAGAUUAUCGUCAAGGCUUGUGAUGUCAGCAGCCAGCAAUCGGUCGAGAAUCUGAUUAACCAGGAGAUGAAAGAUCUUCCCCCUGUGCGAGGUGUUGUCCAGGGUGCAAUGGUUCUUCGUGAUAUGCUCUUCGAAAACAUGUCGCUUGAAGAUUUCACAGCCGUGGCUUCCAGCAAGGUUGAAGGAACCUGGAAUCUGCAUAACACUUUGAUCAAUUCUCCUCUGGACUUCUUCAUUGCACUUUCAUCUGUUGCUGGCAUUGUCGGAAACCGAGGACAGGCAGCUUACUCUGCGGCCAACGUGUUCCUGGACGGAUUCAUGGAGUAUCGCCAAUCUAUUGGUCUUCCUGGAACAUCGAUCGACCUUGCAGCAGUAAGCGACGUCGGUUAUCUAGCCGAUACCGACGCCCAACGACGACAGGAGGUGUUGAAGAAUAUCGGCAACCAGACAAUUGACGAAUCGGAAGUGCUGGCUCUCGUAGCGGCCGCCGUGACCGGUGCUCUCGAUCAAUCCUGCUCAGGACAGUGCGUCACCGGUCUGGAACUUGAGUCCCUAGAAAACAAUUUCUGGGUUCAAGACGCGAAGUUCAGUGUCCUGUUUGAGUCCGCCAAGGGCAGCUUGGGAAGCAACUCUCAGCGCGACGACCCAUCCGUCCCAUUGCAAGUAACUCUACAAGGGGCGUCUUCUAAGGAAGACGCAUUGCAAGUGUGCUACGAAGCGCUGGCCGCCAAAUUAGCUCAAGUACUUGUUCUGUCUCUGGAGGAUAUGGAUCCCUCGAUUACGGUCUCCUCGCUCGGUCUUGAUUCGCUGGUGGCUAUUGAGAUCCGGAACUGGAUUGCUCGUGAGGCUGAUGCCAACGUUCAGGUCUUGGAACUACUUUCCAGUGGUACCUUGAUGGCCCUGGCGGAGAUUAUUUUGAACAAGUCUCAGGCAUACACUCUUCCUGAGUAG